UGCUGAGUUCACACUGCACGAUUUUCAAACUCGUCGGAUCGCUGUUGUUUUCACACUGCGUGACUAUCUGGGGUAGCAUUCAGUCGCUGCUGUGUUCACAUUGCACGAUGGAUCGGCGACAGGGGCUUUCACAUUGCACGAUUUCACAAUAGGAAGAAUCGCCGACAACUCUGUCUGAUCCGCAGACUACGUUUCACAACAAAACACACGCGAGAAGUGAUAAGGAAAUAACGCGAGAACCUGCGUGUGUCAGACCGUUGUUCUCGAGCGAGACUGGAAGUAUUAAAAAAAUAUAGCCCGCAAAUAGUCUGUGCGCUGAUUUCCAGCUACAAAAAGAAAGACAGAUUGUGCAGGAGGGAGAUGCAGGGAUUGUGUUCUGCAAAGAGUGCCCCUCUGGAAUUUCGGCACCACCGGACUCAGCUGGAGGGAAGGGAUCCUCCGGUGUCUGGAGAGUUUCCAGCCCCGAUCCAGAACCAGAACCAGAACCAGAACCAGUCAAUGCCGCCGCCGUCCACGGCUCCAGAACCAGUCUAUGCCGCCGCCGUCCACGGCUCCGAAGGCAAGCCCGCCGGCCUCUGCGCUGUCAAGCCGGCUCCUACCCCAGCGCUCUUGGAUAUGGCGCUACCCCCGGAGUUCUCGGCUACUGUCCUCACCCCAGAGUCCACUCCAGAAAGCUCUUUCGUCUCCUUCGUCCUCACAAGCGCCCUCCAGAGCUCGCUCCUCGCAAGCACCCUCCAGAGCCCGCUCCUCACAAGCUCCCUCCAGUGUCUGCUCCUCCAGAGGGUCCCCCUCGGUGUAAAAUCGGGGGUGGGGGGGGGGGUUGUAUGCCAGUGGCCGGGCCAAGGGCCAAGGCCACAGAGUCUCCUGAUCCGCAAUGGCUCCCCGAACUCCAUGAACCCCCACCGUGACAGUACCUCCCCUCAGGUCAUCCAUGAUGAAAAUGAAGUGUACAUCUAUGGACACUUCGCACCCUACCAUAUCCCAGAAUCACUUGCGCGCAGAUGA
This is a messenger RNA of Onychostoma macrolepis, 1005 nucleotides long. RefSeq lists its product as uncharacterized. NCBI's taxonomy places the organism in Eukaryota, Metazoa, Chordata, Actinopteri, Cypriniformes, Cyprinidae. The record is from RefSeq and is a predicted model, not a curated record. Bases 361 to 1005 code for a protein of 214 amino acids. The transcript is spliced from 3 exons.